AAAACUGAACUGUCAACUAUAGCAGGAGUCCUCUCUCUCUCUCUUUGCUGAGUACCAACCAGCUCGACAGAGACACCCGGAAGGCACGAAAGUCAAUUUGAGAGGGCAGCAUGAAUCGCUUUAAGACCUCCAAAUUCAAAAACACCACACCGAGCAUUGCCAAGAAAGAUGGAUGGAUCAACAAUGUCCGAGCUGGUUCCUUCUCCUCCCAGGGGAACCACAUCAAAGCCAGCUCCAAGUUUGUGGUUUUCAACACCGAGCAGGCCGGUGGAUGCAUACUGGGCCUGUCCUCAGUCAAACCUGCUUCAGAUGGCCAAUGGACGCUCACCCAGAUCUCCUGCCAUUCAGAUCUGGUGACUGAUAUGGACUUCUCUCCUUUUGAUGAAAGUCUCUUGGUGACAUGCUCCAGUGAUGAAACGGUGAAGCUGUGGCGUUUGUGCGAUCCAGAGCUGCAGCAGCCCAGCAGUCCAGAGCUCACCCUGCAUCCGGGUCACGGCAGGCUGGAGCUGGUGCUUUUCCAUCCCACCUCCUCUGGCGUGCUGGCUGUCGGCGCCAACAAGUCGCCCCUGAUAUGGGACACCAGCCGCCAGGAUGCGCCACUGGCAGUCCUGGAGCAGCACAGUGACCAGCUGCAGAGUCUGAGCUGGAAACAGGACGGUUCCCUGCUGGCCACCUCCUGUAAGGACAAGAUGCUGCGAGUGUUUGACCCCAGAGCCCAGCUGACACCAGUUCAGAGUGCCAAGAGCCUAGAGAACAACAAGGAUUCACGGAUCCUGUGGGUCAAAGACGACCGUUUACUCACCUCUGGAUUUGACAUGAUGCGUAGUCGGGAGGUGAGGCUUUGGGACAGCAGGAAGUUGAGCUCCUCCGUCAGCUCAGUGUCACUCGGCACCUCCAGCGGGUCAGUGAUUCCUCUUUUCGAUGAAGACACUGGUUUGCUGAUUCUGGCCGGCACGGGAGACUCUGUGGUCGAUUGCUUUGAAGUUUCUUCCUCAGAGCCGUUCCUCUCACAAGUGAGCCACUGUCUGACAGACGCCUCAACACGAGGGGUUGCCAUGGUACCCAAGCUGGCAUUGGAUGUCAUGUCCUGUGAAGUGAUGCGCGUGCUUCAGCUGACAGACGGCUGCAUUGUGCCAAUCAGCUAUCAAGUCCCUCGCAAGCAUUCAGGCCAAGAGUUUCAUGACGAUCUUUACCCAGACACAGUGGGCACAACUCCAGCCAUGUCUGCAGAGGAGUGGUGGCAGGGAGGGAACAAGCAGGUGGAGAAAGUCAGCCUCCACCCAGACAAAAAGCCCAAACUGAAAGCUUCACCAACAAAACAGACGCCUGCCAAGAAGGAGCUGACCAGUGGGGGGAGCAAGGAGGAUCCAGCACGCGGCUUCUCCACCUCCAGCAGUCCUCUGAGCACUCCCAGCAGCAGCGCCGCCCCAUCUCGCUCUCCUUCCACCACCUCCGGCCUCUCCUCAGGCUUCCUCCCAAGUCCCAGUCCCAGUCAGAGUGCCAAGGCCAUCCAGAGCAUGCUAGGGCCGACCUCCAAGUACCGUCACAUCCAGGGUGCAGUGAUGCAUCGGGACACGCACAUCACCAACGUGCAAAACCUCAACCUGACCACACCAGGCGAGUGUGACGGCUUCUGCGUCAACGGUGAACGUGUGGCCGUACCACUCGCCAUCUCCGGGGGCCAGAUCGCUGUGUUCGAGCGCUCUCAGCCUGGUAAACUUCAAACCACGGCCCUGCCCACCAUCCAAAACUCUGUCAAUGUAGUCGACCUCUCCUGGGACCCCUUCGACUCACACCAGCUUGCUGUGGCUGGAGAUGAUGCAAAGAUCCGGGUGUGGCAGGUACCAGAGGGGGGGCUGACGGAGAUGCUGACUGAGCCCGACCUCAUUUUGCAAGGCCACACAGAGAAGAUUUACUCCAUCAAGUUCCACCCUCUGGCCAGCGGGCUCCUGGUGUCUUCAUCCUACGAUCUCACAGUCAGACUGUGGAACCUGGAGAGUGGCGAUCAGGUCAACAACCUCACCGGACACGAGGACCAGAUCUUUGGCAUGGCAUGGAGUCCGGAUGGAAAGCUCCUGGCCACAGUGUGCAAAGAUGGGAAAGUUCGCGUCUAUGACCCCCGCAAGUCCACUGCACCGGUGCAGGAGGGCCCGGGUCCCGAGGGCCACAGGGGAGCUCGUGUUGUGUGGGUGUGUGAGGGCAAGUACCUGUUGGUGUCAGGAUUUGACAGCCGCAGUGAGAGAGGACUCUACCUGUACUCCCCUGACUCCCUGUCAUCUGGAGCCUUAGCCACCACUUCUAUAGACGUCUCCCCCUCUACACUCAUCCCUUUCUACGACCCGGACACCAGUGUGGUCAUCCUCACCGGAAAAGGUGAUACCAGAGUUCACAUUUAUGAGGUUGUCCCUGAAAGUCCAUACUUCAUGGACUGCAGCAGCUUCAACUCUCCUGAGCCACAUAAGGGCUUGGGCUUUCUUCCCAAGACGGAGUGCAAUGUGCGUGAUGUGGAGAUCGCUGUAGGACUAAUGCUCACCAAAUCAACCAUAGAGCCUGUGGCCUUCAGGGUGCCACGUGUCAAGAAAGAGUUUUUCCAGGAUGACUUGUUCCCAGACACAGCCGUGAGUUGGGAGCCCGCUCUGUCUGCCUCCGCCUGGCUGUCAGGCAUCAACGGCAAACACAGGAAGAUGAGCCUCAAGCCGAAAGACAUGACGCCAGUGAGUGAGGCACCUAAAGAGGCUCCAGUCAGAAAAUACCUUCCCUCCUCUGUUUACCUGGAGGAGAAGACUGACGAGCAGAAGAAAGACGAGCUGCUCAGUGCCAUGGUGGCUAAGCUGGGCAACAUGGACGACCCGCUGCCACAGGAAUCCUUUGAGGGGGUGGACGAGGAUGAGUGGGAUGACUAAAGAGGACGCCUUCUUGCCUUUGGUUUAAUCUCGGUGCCAACAGUGGAGAGCAGACAACAAAUCAAACGUCAGGUUCCGCUAUCGUCUGUGUCAGUGAGGGUGCCAAUCAAAACAUCCUCUGCACGCACAAUGAAUACUGUAGGAUGUAAACAUAUAAAUGAUACUGGGGAAAACAAAUCACUAAAAGUGUAACACCUCUCGAUAUGGGUAUGUGUCAAAAAUAUCUGUUACGGUUUGGAAGUUGAAAUGUCCUGUUGUCUCAGUGGUGUUUAACUUUUAACGUGACUGCAUGAAAUUUAAUCUCGUAUUACUUUAAACUGUAAUUCUCAAAAAUAACAGAAAUCAAUCUGGGAUUCAUUUAACAUUGUAGACUGCAAAAUUAUGUAAAAAAACACAAAAGUAUAGAUGUAGGAAAUAUGAACACAGUCAUGUAUUACAGGUAAAGCCUCUUUCAGGUGCAAGGUGAAUGAAACAGUCAUAGCAAUAAUACUUCUGGUUUAUGCUACAUCAGCAGUUACACUCACCUAAAAGAAUAAUGAAAUCUUAUCUUCUUUUUCUACUUCUAUAUGUGGAUGGUGGCCUUGGUGUAAGCAUGAUAAUACACUCCGAGGUGUUAAUGCAUUCCACUUGCUCCCAAGUCUGUUAUUUUUUAUCUCAAGAUACCAGGUUGUCAACCACUGCAUACAAAGUUGUUAUCUGUGUGCACACUUACCUCCACAGUGGACCACUGCUUACUUUGUUUUUCUAUUUGCCAAUCAUAUGAGCACGCUUACUCACAAUGUGUCUUUAAAAGAUGUAACACGGGGGGGACACUGCUAAUUUACUCAUUGAACACCAUGCAUCUGAAAAGAAAUGUCUUCCUGACACACACACACACACACACACACACACACACACACACACACACACACACACACACACACACACACACACACACACACACACACACACACACACACACACACACACACACACACAAGCCUUUUACAGCAAAAACCACACUGAGGAUACAACAGGGUCACCAGUGUUCAUGUUUUUCGAUGAACUGGAAUUUCUUAUAACAAAAACAUGACGUUCUUUUCUUUGCUAGCCAAGGAUAUAACACAAUCUAAUUUAACAUGAUUAUGUAUAACUGCUUUUGUACAAGUUGGAUUAAGGAAUGUGUUAUGAUUAAGUAGUCUAAUAGUAGUCUUAAUGUAAGGGAUAGAGGUAAAUGAGAUGUUUUUUUGUUAUGCAUUAAAAGCCAAACCGCCUCCUUCUUGGAGUUCUUAGAGGGGCCUUUGUACUUCACACCUGAUUGUUUCCUUUCUUUUCUUUUUUUUUUUGGGGGGGGGGGGUGAAUUUAAACUUUGAAUAAUUACCUUUGUUAGUUUACAGAUAUUUCUCACCUAAAUGAGCUAAUUUUUCUUACCUGAUAAUUACUAGUGAGUAAGUAACCAUGACUAAAAUCACAGUGCAGUAUUAAUAUCCUACGUCACAGCCAUCAUGUAAUUUCCAAUCAGGGUUUUUAGUGUUCUUGUCAAUAAUCCAGACUUGAAGUUAGUUUACAAUCUCUGACAUGAACCAUUGAGUCAGCCAUGUUUGCUUUUGCACAUCGGGUAGAACACAUGAACCGCAGGUGUCGUCUGUGUUUUGUGAUGAAUACUGUAUUUGCUUGUUAAUCUUGAACACCCUUCUUUUGUAAUAUAUGGGACUGAUUAGCUCGUCUUCCAAUGUGUUACAAAAAAAACUCCCUUUUUAUACAGUGAAUAAAGCGUUUCUUUUUUUUCUGUCCUACAUGAGUAAUGGUUUGUGGAUUUUUCUCAGUAUUGUCUUUCAAUAAACAACUUUUGAAACCAUUUA
This is a messenger RNA of Labrus bergylta (ballan wrasse), 4745 nucleotides long. RefSeq names its product coronin 7 (gene coro7). Gene Ontology annotation, molecular function: actin filament binding. Gene Ontology annotation, biological process: actin filament organization. Lineage: Eukaryota; Metazoa; Chordata; Actinopteri; Labriformes; Labridae. The record is from RefSeq and is a predicted model, not a curated record.